Molecule: messenger RNA, 3630 nt
Organism: Cololabis saira (Pacific saury)
Lineage: Eukaryota; Metazoa; Chordata; Actinopteri; Beloniformes; Belonidae
Gene: dtna
Product: dystrobrevin, alpha
Exons: 22
Coding region: 207-2330 (707 amino acids)
Biological process (GO): synaptic signaling
Cellular component (GO): plasma membrane; synapse
Molecular function (GO): zinc ion binding
Source: RefSeq, a predicted model, not a curated record
UUCCUCUCUGCUCAGCUCCUCUCAGCCAGUCCGCUGCACGAACAUUUCCACAACACGAGCUUUGCAGGAGAGCACCAGAAGAUCGGUCUCGUCGUGCAGUGAUGCAGCGCCGCACACCAAAGAAACCUUGAUCGAAACGAAGGACGCGGCUGAUUCCUGGAUGGAGGACAGUGUUGUUGCAUGACAUGCCUCGAAAUAAACCCUGAAUGAUUGAAGACUGCGGGCAGAGUGGUGACAACAUGGCAGAUAGAAGGCAGCUGUAUGUCGAGAUGAGGGCUCAAGAUUUGGAUUCCAUACGGUUGUCAACGUACAGAACAGCCUGCAAGCUCAGAUUUGUGCAGAAGAAGUGUAACUUGCAUUUGGUUGAUAUUUGGAACGUCAUCGAGGCUUUCCGUGAGAACAACCUCAACAGCAUGGACGUCAGUGCUGAGCUCUCUGUGGCUCGCUUGGAAGUGGUACUGUCCACUAUCUUUUACCAGUUAAACAAGCGCAUGCCCACCACCCACCAGAUCAACGUGGAGCAGUCCAUAAGCCUGCUGCUCAACUUCCUGCUGGCGGCUUAUGACCCGGAGGGGCAUGGCAAGAUAUCUAUCUUCGUUGUGAAGACGGUCCUUGCAACCAUGUGUGGAGGGAAAAUUCUGGAUAAAUUAAGAUAUAUCUUUUCACAAAUAUCCGAUUCAGCUGGGAUAAUCGUGCACUCGCAGUUUGACCAGUUUCUGCGCGAGGUUCUCAAAUUACCCAUGGCGGUGUUUGAGGGACCUUCUUUCGGCUACACUGAGCAAGCUGCACGGACCUGCUUUGGCCAGCAGAAAAAGGUCUCCCUCAACACAUUCCUCGAUACCUUGAUGUCAGACCCGCCCCCCCAGUGUUUGGUGUGGUUUCCGCUUAUGCAUCGACUCGCCAACGUGGAGAACGUCUUUCACCCGGUCGAGUGCUCCUACUGCCAUACUGAGAGUAUGAUGGGCUUCCGCUACCGCUGCCAGCAAUGUCAUAAUUACCAGCUCUGUCAGGACUGCUUCUGGAGGGGGCAUGCCAGUGGUUCCCAUAGCAACCAGCACCAAAUGAAGGAGUAUACGUCAUGGAAGUCCCCUGCGAAGAAGUUAUCCAAUGUCCUCAGUAAGUCACUGAGCUGUGCAUCCAGCAGAGAGCCCCUUCACCCCAUGUUUCCUGAAAUGCCAGAGAAACCUCUCAACCUAGCUCAUAUUGUGCCACCGAGACCAGUGAACAUCACCAAUGACUACUCACUCUCCCACUCCAUGCCUACAUCAGGGAACCCUUACUCCACCAAAAAUAAGAAUAAUGAUGUUGGGCAAAGAAGGCCCCUGACAGGGGCUGCUCCACAUCUGUUGAAAGGGAAAGGGUUGAAGUACAACCUUGAUGUCGCUGAUAGACUUGCUGAUGAACAUGUUCUUAUUGGCCUCUAUGUGAAUCUGCUGCAAAACAACCCCAAAACAUGUUUACUGGAGAGCAGUAACCACCAAGAUGAGGAGCAUAGUCUCAUCGCCCGCUAUGCUGCUAGACUGGCUGCUGAUGCUGCGGCUCAACAGCAGAGGGUCCCCAUAGACCUCCCCUGCUCUCUGGAUGCCAACAAACAGCAGAGGCAGCUUAUUGCUGAGCUGGAGAGCAAGAACAGAGAAAUCCUGCAGGAAAUCCAGAGGCUGCGCCUUCAGCAUGAGGAGGCAUCCCAGCCACCUCCUGACAAGGGUCAGCAGAACCCCACUCUCCUGGCUGAGCUGCGACUUCUCAGGCAACGCAAAGAUGAGCUUGAACAAAGAAUGUCUACUCUGCAGGAGAGUCGCAGGGAACUUAUGGUGCAGCUGGAGCAGCUAAUGAUGCUUCUUAAGACUCAGGGUGCCGGCUCUCCCCGCUCUUCCCCCAGCCACACCAUCAGCCGGUCGAUUCCCACACCAAUCCACUCAGAUUCUACCAGCACUACCCCAACUCACACACCUCAGGACUCACUCAUGGGCGUGGGAGGGGAUGUUCAGGAGGCCUUCGCUCAGGGUCCAAGGAGAAAUUUGAGAAAUGACCUACUCAUUGCUGCCGACUCCAUCACCAACACAAUGUCAUCACUGGUUAAAGAGCUCAAUUCAGAAGAUUUAAGUGAGACUGAUAGCACUGUGGAUUCAGACUUUGGUCGUUGUGACACACUAGGCUCAGCUUCUUCAGAUCCCUUCUUUGCUUAUAAACCAAGGCCUGCUAGCACUGCAGAUGAGGAAAUGUUUGAGAACAACCUGGAGCAGCAGCUGGAGGAUGAGCUGAAGAUGGAAGAGAUGGUGAAGCACAGGCAAGAAACAGGCAAGAAUUGCAUGGUGACGCUGCAGCAGUGACUGUACUGGUGACUGGUGAGCAAUAUGAAAAGCAACAACAGUCGAAGACACUGGCGGAGGCAACACUGGGCCAACAGUACACAGCACUGACUACACUGAGAAUUGAAUUGAAAUCCAACCACAGAACACAUUUGUGUAAAGAUAUAUUUUUUAACCAAGCACAUAUUUAAGGUAAUACUGUGAGCUGAUGUAAAGAGAUUAAUUACUGAGCUGUCUAUUAUACCACAGGUGCCAUAAAAACACAUGAUCAGAGAGAUUUAUUUCUUAAUUUUUAUCUUUUUUGUAUGAGUUGUCAAGCAAAUGUUCAAAUACAUUAUUAUCACAGAGUGGCAAAACUGAUUAUUGCAAAGACUCACAUUUUAAAACACAUCGAACCAGGUUUAAAUGUUUAUUGGCAUCUGAUUUAGGAUUUAUGAUGACAAGUCUGAGAUUACAUUUGACGUGAAAUUAUACAACGAUGAAGUUCAAAAUGCUUUGUACCUUACUGUCACUCUUAAGUUGCUUUUAGAUUUUAUUUGUUUAUUUUGUUUUCGAGCAAGCCAAUCAUAUGUAUUUGUUUUAUUUGUUCCAUUAGUAAUAAUGACAAACACUGCCUUAGCUGACUGGAUGACCUCUUGUUUCAGUUCGUUCUGCUCGCCAAUGCAGCAUGUAGCCUAUAACAAAACUCACUUGCAACAAUGCUGGAUGUCUUCGAUGGGGCUAAACUCAUUGAAAUUGUUGCUAGGAGGGAUUUGGGCCUUCAAAUAUGUACAAAUAGAUAUAGCUAUAGAAUACUGCUUCUAAUGUCUUUGUGUGGUUUAAACAAAAAAGAAAACACAAAGAUAUCCAAACACUCUGAUUUAAUGGUUUACACUGGCAAAGGUGUUGAAGAAAUUCCAUUUACAAUCAAAGGUUUAUUGAUUAUGAUUAAAGUUAAAUCCUACAAUAUGUGUUGUUGUUUCAGAUGUUGGGAUCAACGCUCUUACACAAAUUUUUCCUCUCUCUCUUUCUCUCCCACACACACGCACGCAUGCAUUCUUGAUGCUUUGUGUGAGUGUGCAUAAAACUUACCCAGUCAACUUUGGUAAAAGUGGCAAGCCAAUCUAAGAUCAUAGAUGUGUGAAAUAUAUCUAGUUUGACUUUUUUGAGCAAGUUCAUAGCAGUCAUUUCGCAUGGUGGUGAUGCAUAAUAAAGUGUUGACACAAUAUCACCAUUUUUGCCUAUGUAUUCCUUUCUCUUUCUUUUUCCUUUUCAAAAAUGGCACACUUCAAUUGGCUCGGUUUGGCGGUGCACAUUUAUUAUGUGUCAUAAACGCACCGGU